This is a messenger RNA of Suhomyces tanzawaensis NRRL Y-17324, 630 nucleotides long. RefSeq names its product Sft2p (gene SFT2). Gene Ontology annotation, biological process: vesicle-mediated transport. NCBI's taxonomy places the organism in Eukaryota, Fungi, Ascomycota, Pichiomycetes, Serinales, Debaryomycetaceae. Gene Ontology annotation, cellular component: membrane. The record is from RefSeq and is a predicted model, not a curated record. Bases 1 to 630 code for a protein of 209 amino acids. The transcript has a single exon.
AUGUCAGAUUCAGAGAACUUCUUCAGACAACUGUUCCAAAGUUGGAACAACCGUGCAUCUUCCGGACCUUCCACCACCUCUCGACCUAUUCUAUCGGAGUGGACAGAUUAUGUCAAAUCCAGUGCCAAUGAUUUAUACUCGGCAUUGCCAACAUCAAGCACAUCGACUGAUUCGGUCCAGGAGCCAUCAUGGUUCACCCUUUCCAGGUUCGAGCGGUUGAUUGGUUUCAUAGCUUGUCUUGCAGGGUCGAUUUUUUGCUUCUUCCUAAGCUUCUUUUUGUUUCCUGUGUUAGCAUUACGUCCCCGUAAGUUCGGGUUGAUAUGGUCGAUGGGAUCCAUAUUGUUCCUUGUAUCGUUUGGUAUACUCCAGGGACCUAGAGCAUAUGUUCUGCACUUGAUUUCUCCCACCAGAAUUGUGUUCACGGGAGUGUUUGUGGGGUCAGUCUUUGCUACAUUAUAUUCAGCGGUGAUCUUAAAGAGCAGUCUUUUGACAAUUGUUACCAGUGCGAUUGAAAUAUUGGCAGUUGCAUACUAUACCGUGAGUUACUUUCCAUUCGGCGCCACCACGUUGACGUGGUUCACCAGUUAUAUAGCAGGAUACUUCGGGGGCUUUAUUGGGGGUAUCCUUUAA